This is a messenger RNA of Drosophila grimshawi, 1452 nucleotides long. RefSeq lists its product as uncharacterized. NCBI's taxonomy places the organism in Eukaryota, Metazoa, Arthropoda, Insecta, Diptera, Drosophilidae. The record is from RefSeq and is a predicted model, not a curated record. The transcript is spliced from 2 exons. The coding region runs from base 52 to 1296 and encodes 414 amino acids.
GAGUAUAAAAGUUGUCCGGAAAUAUACCUAGUUAUAAUCAUUCCACAUUCGAUGGCGAACACUCUGAAAAUAAAGGUAAACGUCAUCGUGGCUGUGCUUCUGCUGGCCUUAAGCUUAUCGUUGGUUAAUGGCGAUGACAGCGAUGCCAGUAAGGGUCGGAUUGUGGUGCACACACCGCUGCAGAAUUAUGAGCAGCCAUCGCUGCGCGACUACGAGGAGUGCCACGAGAAUCGGGACAACUGUAUGGCAAUCUGUGCCGGCAAGCCAAAGUGCGAAUCAGAAUGUCCGCUGUGUCCAGAGCUAACGGAUGAGCCGCUGCUUGUGCAGGGCGUGAACGAUACGCUUUACGUGGCACCCGCUCAGCCUGCCCUCAACACUACCAACAUCAUACGGCUGACCAACCAGAUCAACAAUGUGAUUCAGAAUGACAUUCAGGCCCGCAACGAGGUGAAUGUGAAGGUGCAUCAGAAUGUGUCACAGGUGGGCGGAAGAUUUGGACUCGGUUACAAUGAGCAGGGCUCCUGUUGUUAUGUGGUGCGUAGAGAUCGCAGUUGUGACGAGGAGAACAAGGAGCACAAGGCGCUCUGUCAGGAGCACUCCCGCCAACGCGUCUGUGGUGAGCGUUGCCAGGCGCGUGUGAUGAUCGCCAAACGUAUCGUUAUGUGCAAGAAGGAUCAAUCCGAUGAUUGCCACGAGUCUGUGGAGUAUGUGCCACGUCGUCACAGAUCGAGGCAGGAGAACCAGCAACAACAGCAAUCAUCACCUUGUCGCUACAUGAACAAUUGGCCUUAUGUGAACUGCGGUGGUCAGGAUCGAGGUGGCCGUCGUCUUAGACGCGGCACAUGUCAGCGUUGCCUACAGUUGCCCUAUGGCUACAUAUUACAGAACGGCUUGCAGGCAGAAUGCGUCGGCUGUUUUCAAGGCUAUGCUUCUUCAAUGAUGCCAGCACCCAUAUUUUAUUCACCCUUUGCACCCAUGCCCAAUUUUGGCUAUAAUUAUAUGCCGCAACCAGAGAGCCAGCAUCAUGAUAAGGAACAGGAGCCGAGCAGCGACAUGGACGACGGUGGUGUUAAUGAUGGAUGGGUGUUGGAAACGGAAAACUGUGUCGACGCCAAUGGACAGCUGGUGAAUUGCCCUAAAGAUGAAAAUGCUGCUGCACCUGGUAACAAACAGCCAGAGUACUUGGAGCAGGGCGACAGUCUCGAUACGGACAGUCUCGAUACGGACGAUUCGGGCUAUGAUGUUCCCAUCCAGCGUCGACGUCGCCGUCGUCAUCAUCAUAACCCCAACAAUUAAAGGAAUUGCAUAAUUUUUAACCUUAAAAGCUUUGCCAAAUUUUGCAUAAGCAAAUAACAAAAAAUGUAUUAAAAGUUAGUUAAACAUAAAAGAACAGUUAAUGUACGUUUAAAAAUAAUUAUUCAUUUUAAUAAAUGCAUUACUUUUUUACCAAAA